AUUUUUAUUGUGUGUAAGUGCAAGCAAGCGCUGUUGUUCCCGCCACUUCUAUAGUCUCUGGCGGACCUCCCGCUUCUCUAACAAACUCAGUCACUCACGCUCUGUUUGCCCUUUCAAAUCACUCACUCGGUUCAUUCAUUCAUGCUCGCAUUGCAUUUUCGAUCCUCUUUUGGUUCUUCUUUUCGUCUUUCUUUCUGUUUCUCUCGAACUGUUAGGGUUCCUUCUCUCGUCUCUUUCCCUCUUUCUCUCUUCUCUGUCCCUCUCCGCGUCAUGUCUAAGCCACCAUCCGCCUUCGACGCUCUCAUGGCCGCCGCUAAGAAGAAUUCCAAAUCCAAAACAUCCAAGCUUUCAUCACCUCCCAAGAAAAGAAAAUCUCCACUCUCCACUUCCUCACAAAACCCUAGCAACCCCAAAUCUCCCAAACUGCCUUCUCCGCCCAUAACCGUUGAACCGGAGCAAGCAGUUAAACAGGAAGAAGUUGCUAAACCAGAAGCUGUUAAGCCGGAACCGCGGAAGGUACGCCAACUGUCAACGUCUUCUUCGAAGGGGAAGACGGAGGAGCUGAAGAAGCAAGUUGCGCAGCUGAAGCAGAAGCCUUCCAGUUUCGAUCCCGCUUCGAUGAUUGCAUGGGAGAAGGGACAGCCCGUGCCGUUUCUCUUUCUCGCCUUGGCAUUCGAUAUGAUUUCUCAGGAAAGUGGAAGAAUAGUUAUCACUGACAUUGUUUGCAAUGUGCUGCGGACUGUGAUGCUGGCCACGCCGGAGGAUCUUGUUCCCGUCGUUUACCUCUCCGCAAACCGGAUUGCGCCUGCUCAUGAAGGGUUGGAAUUGGGAAUCGGCGAGUCGAUCAUUUCCAAGGCGCUCGCGGAGGCUUAUGGAAGGAACGAGAAUUGGAUUAAGACUCAGUAUCAGAAAAAAGGUGAUUUGGGCUUGGUCGCCAAAGAGAGCCGUUCAUCUCAACCUAUGAUGUGGAAGCCUGAAGCAUUAACCAUCAGGAAGGUUUUCAACACUUUUCGCCUUAUUGCUAAGGAAUCUGGAAAAGACAGUCAAGAGAAAAAAAAGAAUCAUAUCAAGGCACUUCUUGUUGCUGCAACUGACUGUGAACCUCAAUAUCUAAUUCGUUUGCUUCAGACGAAGUUGCGAAUUGGUUAUGCAGAGCAAACUCUAUUGGCUGCACUAGGCCAAGCUGCGGCAUACACUGAAGAACACUCUAAACCGCCUCCUGAAAUUCAGUCUCCUUUUGAAAAGGCUUCGGAUAUUGUUAAACAAGUCUAUUCUGUUCUUCCUGACUAUGACAAAAUAAUAUCUGCACUGCUUACGGAGGGUCUAUGGAAGCUUCCAAAGACUUGUAAAUUUACUCCAGGUGUUCCAAUUAGACCUAUGCUAUCAAAGGCAGCAAAAAGUGUAACUGAAGUUCUGAACAAAUUCCAGGAUGUGGAAUUUACCUGUGAAUACAAAUACGAUGGAGAGCGUGCCCAGAUACAUUACUUGGAGAAUGGUUCAGUUGAGAUUUACAGUAGACAAGCAGAACGGAACACCGAGAAGUUUCCUGAUGUUGCUGCUGCAGUUUCAAGGUUGAAGAAAACAAGUGUAUCUUCAUUUAUUCUUGAUUGUGAAAUUGUUGCAUAUGACCGUGCAACACAAAAACUUCUUUCUUUCCAGACCCUCAGUACUCGAGCUCGCAAGAAAGUAGAAAUUGAAGAUAUAAAGGUUAAUGUUUGUGUAUUUGCUUUUGAUUUGUUGUAUCUAAAUGGCCAAGAACUUCUUCAGGAAAACCUUAGAGUCCGCAGAGAGCAUUUAUAUGCCUCUUUUGAGGAAGAAUCUGGUUUUCUCCAGUUUGCAACAGCAUUAACUUCAAAUGAUGUUGAGGAGAUACAGAAUUUUCUUGACCAAGCUGUUGGUGCUAGUUGUGAGGGAUUGAUUAUUAAGACACUAAAUGAGGACGCUACAUAUGAACCUGCCAAGCGAUCACUCAACUGGCUAAAACUGAAGAAAGAUUAUAUGGACAAUUUAGGGGACUCUGUAGACUUGGUACCUAUUGCUGCUUUCCAUGGGCGUGGAAAACGUACAGGAGUCUAUGGUGCCUUCCUCCUUGCUUGCUAUGACAACAAUAAUGAAGAAUUUCAAACUAUUUGCAAGAUUGGAACGGGUUUCUCUGAAUCUGUACUUGUAGAACGUUCUUCCAGUCUUCGCUCUCAAGUGAUUUCCAAGCCGAAGUCAUACUAUAGAUUUGGGGAAACACUCAAUCCUGAUGUCUGGUUUGAAGCCAGUGAGGUGUGGGAGGUGAGAGCGGCAGACCUGACCAUUAGCCCUGUCCACCGUGCUGCAGCGGGCAUAGUAGAUCCGAACAGGGGCAUCUCUCUUCGAUUUCCAAGGCUGGUUCGAGUCCGGCAUGACAAAGCUCCUGAACAGGCCACAUCAUCUGAGCAGAUUGCUGAGUUGUAUAAAGCUCAAAAACACAAUCAAGCGAAUAAACAAGAUGACGAAGAUGAAGAAGAUUAUUGAGCGGAAAAUUUUUCCUCUUUUUCCUGCUGAAAUAUAAAAUGUAAGUUGUAUAUGGCUGAUGAUCGCAUGAGAGAAAGAUGUGUAUAUGCGAAAUUUUGCCUAAGCUUAGGUCAGAGAGCAUGACUGCACGUUUAACAUUAUUUGAAAAUUCGAUGUACAACGUAGAAGAAGCUCAUGGAGGGCCCCAAAAGUAGACAUUUGCGCUUAAACCAUGUUAAUUCCUGUCUACAAUUCUGUUUUGUUCUUGUAACAUGAUGCUGUAGUUUAGGCGGUUAGCAUUGACGGAAACAGUUCUCAAUAUUAGUCCAUGUGUCAUAAGAUUUAGCAUGGCACGUCUUGUGGAGCUUUAUCUUUCCGUUUUCAAUUGUAAAACUGUUGUAUUGAACUUUCUUUUUAACUGUACAUGACUGUUUUGAAAAAUCUAAUUCUAAUUGCAUGAACCUGACUCAGAAGAUAAGAUUAAAUAUUAUUUCCGUCGUGGAGUUUAUUAGAGAAAAGGACUGGGUUCAAUGAUUGCUCGAAGGAUGUAAGUGAGAUAUGCCUAAUGUUUAGAACAAGAGUUCAUCUUCCAAGUCAUCCGUGUUCUGUGGAGUAAGACCCUAAACCCUUUUCACUUCGAUCCCAGUUUAAGGUUCUGCCAUUGGUCCAAACUCUUUCGUUUCUUACAUUUCUUUGUCUUUUUUUUACCCUCCUUUGGAUGCAGACUGGAAAUGUCUUCAAUCUUUGAAUUUUCAUUUGUUCUUUGAACAUAGACGGGGUUUCUUGUCGGCCCGACGUAUAACUAUGGGCCUGGGCUUUAUUUGGUUAAAACCGUCUUUGAGAUUGUUCUAAUUUGGCUUAUUCGGCCUAAUGUUGACCGAAGCUUCAACCUCUCUUGUCUUUUAAGGCACGAGUCGCGUCAUUUGCGCAGCCUGUGUUCACCGUUCGGAAGAGGCUUAGCGUGUUUUCUAGGACUUCCUUGUUGCCCUCACCGGCAAGGAUAUAUUGAUGUAAAGUUUAAUUAAUUACACAGCUAGCUGGAUGAAAACAACGUCGUUUCUAUUUUAAUUUCUCGAUUAAGAAACUAACUUUCUAUAGCUGGCGCUAACCGCGCAAAAGAAGAGAGAUAUACAGUAAAUAAUCCUGGUUAAAAUGCCACAAAACAUUAGCUUCUUGAACAGUGACAAGUGCUGGAUAAAGUUUACGUUUGAAAAAUACGUGAAGUACGCAACACUUUUAGCCAAAUUCUUGCAGCCUCUGCAUUCUACCUGUCUGCUUUGAAGAAGACUGUCCAUGUGAUUUCCCUUGACCUGACCUUCACACUGUUGUAGAACAUGGCUACACUUAGUAUGGAAUUUGACGCUGACAUCCUUCUAUUGGAUCAUCAUAUCUUCAAAAUUCGUCCCAAUUAUUCAUAGUUUGAUAACUAAAAGGAUUUCUAAAAUAAUCCCACUGGAACAGAGAUGGCACACCCUGAAUUAUAAGGUGAUAUCAUAGAUCGGAAACAACCUUUUGUUGAAAAUUGAGGUACAUAAUGAUUUAACAUUUAUUUGUAGAGUGGAUGAUUUUCCCUUUGGUUACCAUGCUUUCAUGGAGCAUCAUACAUAGAAUUGGUCAAAGUGAACUACUAUUGUGCCUCUUUGAAAGGAAGAAAUAUUUGGCGCGCUCUUAUGGAAUGAUAUAGAGAUUGAGAUUGAUUGAUACUGGUAUAGAUUUACAUAUGACAGAAGCAAAGGAGGGUUAGCUUUAGUUAAGGGAAUUAGUGUUAGAAAAAGAGAGGAAAUAGGAUUAGAAGUGAAUAAUGAUAACUUGUCUAAAAAAGCUUAAUAUAAUCAUACACCACACCAGUAAUAGAUCCUGAUUCUGAUUUGUGGGUCCACCAAACCCUACACGCAGAGCUCAUGGCCGUCCCCCUUGGUGGUUGGCCACACUAUCUCCCAACCCCAACGACUACACAACCAAUCACCCGUCCCUUUAAUUGUUGAUGUGAUCUUACACAUCAACCCUUCUCUCUCUCUCCCACACUCACACACUCAUCACUUCCUGCACUACAUUAUCCUAGUUACAUUACAAUUUCAGACACCCUUUCACCUCACACAAAACAAAAGGAGAAUGUGAAAAGGGCAAAAAUGCCAGUCAAGGACAAAUCAUUCAUCCAAUAUCACCAGAAACCCAAAAUCAAACCUUUUUUUUUUCCUUCAGCUCUUUUCCUCCCACCGAGUUAAAACAAACCACUGUACAUACGCUAGAUCAGUCGAAUCGAAUAAAUUAAAA
This is a messenger RNA of Vigna umbellata (rice bean), 4755 nucleotides long. Its product is annotated as DNA ligase 1. Gene Ontology annotation, biological process: DNA biosynthetic process; lagging strand elongation; DNA recombination. Gene Ontology annotation, molecular function: DNA binding; ATP binding; DNA ligase (ATP) activity. Gene Ontology annotation, cellular component: nucleus; mitochondrion. Lineage: Eukaryota; Viridiplantae; Streptophyta; Magnoliopsida; Fabales; Fabaceae. The record is from RefSeq and is a predicted model, not a curated record.